This is a messenger RNA of Rosa rugosa (rugosa rose), 1591 nucleotides long. RefSeq names its product S-adenosylmethionine carrier 1, chloroplastic/mitochondrial-like. Gene Ontology annotation, cellular component: mitochondrial inner membrane. NCBI's taxonomy places the organism in Eukaryota, Viridiplantae, Streptophyta, Magnoliopsida, Rosales, Rosaceae. Gene Ontology annotation, molecular function: S-adenosyl-L-methionine transmembrane transporter activity. The record is from RefSeq and is a predicted model, not a curated record. The transcript has 9 exons. Bases 597 to 1232 code for a protein of 211 amino acids.
UUAAAGCCUUCACUGUGUACGGCUCCACCGCCAUGACCACCAAAUUGAGAUCACAAUCACCAUUAGAAAAAAGAUCACAGAGAGCCCUUUUAUUUUAUUUCAAAAAGAAGGCGAAACUGGGAAAGCAAAGAUUGAGAACCACAAGAAACCAAGCCAGAAGAGGAUGUAAUCAUCUGAAAAAGCCACUUCCAUUUACAAAAGCUGGGGGAACAUCUGAUUGGAUAUUCCCUUUUACAACUACAGUUAAACUAGAACACAAGAAAAAGCCAGAACAAAAGCUACGGUCGACGGCGAGGAUGAUGAGGAGUUUCUUCGGCGACGGUCCACGACGGCUUCGCUCCAGAUUCACGAGCACUCGUUUUCUCUCCGGGGCGGCGGCAUUCGUCUGCCUGGAAGAGCAGCGUGGAGGUCUAGAGAGACAGAGAGAGGUUGAGAGUCUGGGAGAAAGAGAGGUUGAAGACAGAACAGGAAGUCAACCCUUAUGAAUUGGAUUUUUAUUUGGUAAUUUAGACAGAUUCAGAGCCUUUUAUCUUAGAAUUUGGGACAUCCAUUCUUCAGUAGUUGAUGCAUGUGGCAAGAAAUUUCAGAAUGUUACCAUGGCAAAGCGGAAGUCUUUUGCAUCUGUCAGCAUGCAGGACGAUAAGCCAUUUGAUUGCUUACGUACUUUAUUUGACUGUGGGGACUUGUGGAGGCAUGCUGCUUCACUCAUUCGUGCUCCAACAGAGGUUGUAAAGCAAAGGAUGCAAACGGGGCAAUUCACAUCCGCCUCUGCUGCUGUUCGCCUUAUUGCUGCUAAGGAGGGCUUUAAAGGACUCUAUGCAGGCUAUGGAUCAUUUUUAUUGCGAGAUUUGCCAUUUGAUGCAAUUCAAUUUUGUCUAUAUGGGCAGCUUCGGAUAGGUUAUAAAGUGGCGGCAAAGAGAGAGCUCAACGAUCCUGAGAAUGCUAUAAUUGGAGCUUUUGCAGGUGCAUUAACUGGAGCUAUAACCACUCCCCUUGAUGUCAUUAAAACUAGACUAAUGGUACAGGGAUCUGCCAACCAGUACAAAGGAAUUGUUGACUGUGUUCAGACUAUUGUGAGGGAAGAAGGACCUCCCGCUCUUUUGAAGGGUAUUGGACCAAGAGUGCUGUGGAUAGGGAUUGGCGGUUCAAUCUUUUUUGGUGUUUUCGAGAGAACAAAGCGCUUACUUGCUCAGGGACGACCAACAGUUGGUGAAGACACGAAGCAGGACUAACUUGUAGAUAAACCAAGGGGAUCCUUUAUGUUCUCCAUUUUUAGAGUGUGAAAUGCCUUUGGCAUUAAAAUUACUUCCUGGGUGGUAGUUUGAAAACUUACCAUCAGCUUUGAUAGGCUUUUAUAAUGUCUUGUUAUUUCCUAUUUUUUAUUUUUUCUGUACAAAGAACCAAAAUUGUCAUUAGCUUGUACCAGUAAUUUUAUUACUGGUCGAACACAUUUUCAUUUUCUUUUUUUUCCAUUGCAUUAUGUAUUUUCCUAUUCAUGCCUUGCAUCUUUAUUAAGUUGCUUCUUACAAUAAUUGUUCAUACUGUCAAAACAAUUUAGCCAAUAAAUGGUUAGCAACAUCCAUCACCUCAA